Messenger RNA from Brassicogethes aeneus, 2083 nucleotides. NCBI's taxonomy places the organism in Eukaryota, Metazoa, Arthropoda, Insecta, Coleoptera, Nitidulidae. The record is from the annotation of a GenBank genome assembly.
AUGUCCCAUAUUUUUAAAGUUUGGUCGUGUGACAGAAAAUUCAAAUCCUUAUUUAAGGUGGCUGAACCUGAUAUUUUAUGCCAAUUAAUUUUAAAAGUUAAUGAAAAAUUUCAAAUAAAUGGCUCAUCAUUAGUAUUAAAUAAAGACGGUACUGUGAUAGAUGAUGAAGACAUUUUAAUUGAAAUGAAAAAUGAAACUCUUCUUUUAUUGACCCAAAAUGAAAAAUGGACUCCAGAAAUUGGAUGCAGUAGUAGUAACACGUUACCAUCAACAGAAACUUUAAAUUCGUCCAAAAUUUUGGAAUGGCUAGACGAUUCCUCUAAAAAUCAAACUGAAAAUCUGGAAAAUGUUCCUAUAAAUAAUAUACAAAUUUUAAACAUCGUGGAAAAUCCGGAAUAUCAAUGGACAAAUUAUGUGAUUCCAUGGGAUAAAAUACCAACAGACAUGAUACAAAAGUGUGAACAAGGGGUAGUGUCCAAGUCAAUUAUAACUGAAAUUGUUCAUAUAGUCAUUAACGACCUGAGGGCUAUUAAAGAAUUAAUUCCAGCAAAUACGUUAAAACGUAUAGCAAAUGAUAUAGUUCAUAGAUAUCCCAAAGUUUUUUCAGAUUUAGAUGAUGAUGGUUGUAUAGUUGGAGAUGGUUCUGCGACAUUAUACUGUAAACUUUAUGAGAGAGCAGCUUACUUAAGAAGACCGCAUAAAGCACAAAAUACUAAUAUUGUGUCAGUACCACCAAAACUUCGAAAAACAAAGAUUAAUAUUAUGGCAGGAUGCAGUGCAUGGUCUCCUGAUAAUAAUCUUAAUACUGCAGAAGUUGAACCAAAACGACAAAAAUUGAACAAUAUUGAUACAACUUUAACUGAAGACUUUUGUAAACUUAUGGAGGAAACAUAUCCUGAACAAAGACUGUUUUUAAAUAAUAUUGAAAAACCUCCAAAUGUUAUAGAUGUUAAGAAUAUAUGGCCGAUUCUUUUUAAGUAUGAUGCUAUUAAAUGGCAUUUUAAUAAACUUACCGGUGCUGAUAUUAAUAAUCUCUCAACAAAUAUGUCAUUAAAACUUGAGAAAAUUAUAGAGUUUGGAUUGAAAUUAAAAUUGAUUCAAAAAUCACAGAUUUCAGAGGGAUGUUGUGAAUGCAUUCUAAUAAUAUUGUCCCAGUAUUUUAAGGAACCUUUAAACAACUUUUUAAUAAAGUCUGAGGAUUACAAUUCAGCUGGAAAUAAUAUAAAUUCAAACAAUCCAUGCAUAGUAAAGAUAGAUCGUCAAGGAUUUUGUCCAGGACAGCCAAACAGGUGCAUAUUUAUAGAAAACCUAAAUUAUUUACAAUUUGAAUGCAACUACGACAAACAAUGUCCAAGAGAAUACAAGUGUUGCUUUGACAAAUGUUUGGAAUUCAAAAUAUGCAAACAUUUAGAUACUAAAGACAAUUCUAAAGAAAUCAAAAUUGUUACAAGUGCUCCAGAGAGAAGUACUUUAAAAAGUACUACAGAAAUCGUCACUGAAAAACAAACUACCACGAUGGAAAGUACUAUAACCACGGAAACAACUUCCACAAUGACAGAACUGGACACCACCACAAUACAAAGUACUACAAAAACAAUGGAAAUUCCCUCUACAAUAAUGGAAAAAACUACUACAACAAUCGAAAGUUCUACAAGGACAAUGGAAAGUACUUCAACAACGAUAGAAAGUACUGCGACUACAUUGGAAAGUACUACACCCAGUGACAUUUUGACUUCUUCAGAGGAGUAUGAUUACAACGACGCAGAAGAAAAUGGUGUAGAUUAUGAUUAAGAAGAUCAAUUGACACAAUAAAAUAUUUGAAGUAGGAGCUUUAAUUUAAAUUGAAUACAAACUAACGAAUAUUUUAUUGGUUCGACCUUUAUUUGAUGAAACUCCAUGUCACUAAUGUAUAACUAGAUAAAAACAAAUACUGUUUUUUGAGUUUCACGAAUUUCAUUCAAUUUUAUUUUGACAAUUGUAACGCUAACACAGUAGCUUCUUCAGAAAUGAUUUCAAACUUUUUCUAAUAACAAACUUAUAACCCAGUUAUUGCAGGUAAUGUUUUUUUUAACAAAUUUUGGUA